CUGAAACGGCAUCUUUUUCUGAUAAGAAGCGUCAGAAUUAUCAUAUCCCAGAAGUUCUAGAUAUAUUCGGCAGAAUCAAGAUGUAUCUGGAAGUACCCUUAAUGCCAAGAAAAAACAAGGUCAUUAUUCAUGGAAAUAUAUCGCUACAAUACAAUAAUGCUUGGAACCCCUCUAUAAAAAUCACAGCUACAAAGACAGUGCCUACAUAGAACUAUGUAUAAUUUUGGACUGUGCUUAGUAAUCUUAUUGACUAAUGGAGAAAACACAUAGUUCAAGUAAUAGUAAUCCUUUGUAUGAGAAGUACAUUCAUAAGUCAUAUGUCUAUAGAGCUUAUGUAUGCCUUCACCUGCUGCUUUUGCUGAGUUUCUUGACUUAUCGUUUAUUGUAUUCCCUGGAUGAAUGCUGUGGUGUAAUAUGGAUCAUUGCUUUUUGCUGUGAGCUUUGGUUUUCUUUGCAAUUCGUUCUUUAUCACAACUUGAUAUGGCUGUCGGUUGAAUAUAAAGCAUACCCAGAGAGGCUUGUACGCAGGUAUGGUGGAGUACCUGCUUCUAAGCUUCCUUCUGUGGAUAUAAUUAUCACUACAACCGACCCUUAUAAGGAGCCUGCUAUAGUAACGGCCAAUACUGUUCUUUCAGUGCUUGCAUUGGAUUACCCAGUAGAAAAAAUUGCAUGUUAUGUAUCAGAUGAUGGUGGAUCUCCUAUUACUUUCUACUCUCUGGUGGAAACCUUGGAAUUUGCAAAAAAAUGGGUGCCCUUCUGCAGGACCUUCAAUAUUGAGUUAAGAGUUCCUCUAAUGUAUUUCUCCAAAAUACCCAAGUCAUCGGACCCAAAAUUUCUUCAACAAUGGCAGUGCAUGAAGAAUGAAUAUGAGGGUAUGAAGAAAAGGAUUGCUGAUGCAUUGGAGACAGGACAUGUUACAUUGGAUUCUGUUUCCGAGAACGGUGUUAAUGAUUUUAUGUACAAAAGCUCAGAUGCUAAAAACCAUUCAAGUAUAGUGAAGGUUAUUCAUGAAAACAAAGUGGGCCAAGAAAAGGAAUGUCUUGUUCUGCCACACUUAAUAUACGUUGCAAGAGAAAAAAGACCUAUGGUCAAUCAUCAUUAUAAGGCUGGAGCAAUGAAUGUUAUGGCGAGAGUAUCGGGAGUGAUGACCAACGCUCCUUUCAUUCUCAAUUUGGAUUGUGAUAUGCAUGUCUGCAACCCAAAAGUUAUACAGCAUGCCAUGUGCUUUUAUUUGGACUGUCCUUCCGAAAGAGCUUGUGGAUUUAUUCAAUUUCCUCAGUUGUUUUAUGGAACCCUUCAGGACGACCCAUUUGGAAAUCAGUUAAAAGCAGUGUUCAAUAUCCUUUUCAAUGGAAUGAAUGGAAUCCAAGGCCCCGUGUAUGGAGGAACAUGCUGCUUCCAUAGAAGAAAAGGGUUGUGUGGAGUCCCACCGCAAACAUUCCCUGCAGAUCAACACUACAGUAAAGAAAAAUGUCUUAUUAUCAAGGAAAAGGAGUUUCAAGCUGAAGCUAUAAAAAGUGCAUUUGGAGUAUCUUCAGCUCUUGUAGCAUCUGCUGAGGCCAUUAUGAGAGACAAUGGGUUCCAAAAUAAGUCAUAUCCUUCGCUCACUAUAGAGGAGGCCUUGAAAGUUGCUAGUUGUAGCUAUGAAGCUAACACUGCUUGGGGAAAAGAGUUGGGAUGGAUGUACGGAUCGUCUGUUGAGGAUGUCAUGACAGGGCUGAAAAUUCACAGCUUAGGUUGGCAUUCUAUAUAUUAUGCCCCUGAGAAGCCUUGUUUCAUGGGAUGUGCACCAGGGAAUGGUCCAGACAGUCUUGUGCAGUACAAGAGAUGGGCCACAGGAUUGCUAGAAAUAUUGAUAAGCAGAUUGUCCCCUUUCUUGGGUAUGAAUAGACAACUGACACUUCGCCAGAGGAUGCUUUAUGCUUAUUGUACCAUGUCUACAAUCACCUCAAUGGCAAUAUUGGGUUAUGUGCUAUUGCCCGCGUUCAGUCUAUUAACUGGCAAAUCAUUCCUUCCCAAGGUUGAGGACCCUGCAUUUACUGUUGCAGCUGGUUUAUUCCUUUCAAUGUAUGGAAAUGGGCUUCUUGAAUAUCUUAUGUGCGGUUGUUCUGUGAGAGAAUGGUGGAAUAAUCAGAGAAUGACGUUGAUAUCGAGAUUAUCGUCACAUUUGUUUGCAUUAUUUGAUGUUGUGAUGAAGUCGAUAGGAUUAUCUGAAACCGUUUUUGUUGUAACACCAAAAGGAUGUGAGAAUGAGGGUAAUGAGGGUGAUUUUACCUUUAAUUCUUCUCCUUUGUUCAUUCCACCAACUACAGUGUUAUUGAUAAACUUAGCAGCUUUAGUUCAGAGCACUUUGCAAAUUGUGGGUGGGCAAUGUGAAGUUAAGGACAUGCAAUUUGCAGAGUAUUUUUGCAGCGUUUGGGUGGUGAUUAAUCUGUGGCCCUUCUUGAAAGGACUGGUCAAAAAGGGUAAACGUGGACUUCCAUGGAGUGUGGUCAUUAAAGCUAGUGCUUUGGCUCUAUUUCUAAGUAGAGCAUGGCUUCGUUAAGCAUUUCUUUUGCUUUUUAUGUUUAUGGUAGAUGUUUUUUCAUAAUCUAUUUAUAAAUAGCUCAUUUAUUCUUA
This is a messenger RNA of Cryptomeria japonica (Japanese cedar), 2619 nucleotides long. Its product is annotated as cellulose synthase-like protein H1. Bases 254 to 2545 code for a protein of 763 amino acids. Gene Ontology annotation, biological process: cellulose biosynthetic process; plant-type primary cell wall biogenesis. The record is from RefSeq and is a predicted model, not a curated record. NCBI's taxonomy places the organism in Eukaryota, Viridiplantae, Streptophyta, Pinopsida, Cupressales, Cupressaceae. The transcript is spliced from 9 exons. Gene Ontology annotation, cellular component: plasma membrane; trans-Golgi network. Gene Ontology annotation, molecular function: cellulose synthase (UDP-forming) activity; mannan synthase activity.